This is a messenger RNA of Symbiodinium necroappetens, 372 nucleotides long. The record is from the annotation of a GenBank genome assembly. NCBI's taxonomy places the organism in Eukaryota, Dinophyceae, Suessiales, Symbiodiniaceae.
GAAGGCCUUCUAGAUCCCAAUGGAAUGCACCAGGAGCUCAUGUGGGCGGAGAGGGCCUUGGUACCCGUCGUUCCCUUCUACGAUGGUGAUCGCCUUGCUCCCGAAGAGUACGACAUCUGGAAGCAGGAGUUCAGCUUCCUGAAGCGGGCACCGGUCGUCUAUCACCGCCGCACGCACAUGCGGGUCAAGGACAGCCUGGUGGUGGCGCUCCAGGAAGCGAUCGCGGACUCCUACCAAACCUCAGGCAUUCACAUGCCCCCUGCACUCUCGGAGUUGCUGGACACCCAGGCGGCUCGCGCCCAGAAGAGACAACAGCGAUCCGAGAGGCCGAAGGCGCCAAUGGCAAAAGACAGCGACGAGGAGGAGGAGGAA